ACUCACUGGCAACCGCGGCUUUUCCUCAGGAAGAUUUGAGAGACUAAAUGAGUUCACCAAAAGACAAAGAUGGGGCUGAUGUGGGUACAGAGGUCCUGAAUAUUACCCAGGGAGAAGAGGCACUCGACUCCUUGCUUGAAGACGAUGGAAAGGGAAACGCCAAGUUAGACAACACAUCGCAAAAUUCUCUGAAUAGUGAGGCUAUGGAUAACACCUCUGACCUCUCGGCGGAUUCAUUGGUACAGUCAACGGACUCUGCAAUAGCUGUCUCUCCUGACCUGGAACCAGACCAGGAGACUCAGGACUUUGGUAAAAAGGAGACGGUUGUUCUGAACAAGAAUGGGCCGACAGGAGGUUCAGAGGUUGAGCAGCAGAAGGAGGAGCAGAAGGUGGAGGAAGCAAAUAAAGGUGAAGAAGAGGAAAGAAGUAAAAUACAGGAGGCUGUCAUACAAGACAAGCAGGAAGUAAAGCAGGAUAAGCAGAUCCUACUGAAGGAAAACAGUUCGGAAGAGGAUGGCUAUGAAGAAGAAGAGGAAGACGAGGAGGAUGUCAGUGAAAGUGAAAUGGUUGUUUCGGCAUCAAUCCAGUUUCCUCUUGCUAAAAAGGCUGACAAGGAGCCUAGUGCUGAAGAUAGCAGUGAAUGCAAAGAGGAGGCAGAGGAGCCUCAGGUCAACGCAUCACCAGAAGUAAACGAAGGAGUCACAGUCCAAGUCCAGCAUCUGGUUACACAACAGCCUCCCCCCAAAGAAGGCAGCCCUUCAGGUUGUGAAAGCGAUGUGGAAGAUAACACCGAAGAGGACUCGAAGAGUAUAUCCGAGUCAUCCCUCCCUGUGCCUCUGGCAUCAACCCCGAGUCGCAUCCCCAGCACUGUGCAGUUGCCUGAAACUGUUUCACGGCUGGACACCCCAUUCGGUAGUUCUGUCUUCCUGGUGGGAACGGCACAUUUCUCACGGGAGAGCCAAGAGGAUGUUGCAACUACAAUCAGAACAGUCAAACCUGACAUAGUUGUUGUGGAAUUGUGUAAAGCACGUACUGCCAUCCUCCAGCUGGAUGAGGAAACAAUCCUUCAGGAGUCAAGAAGCCUUGACUUCAAAAAAGUACAAAUGAUCAUGAAACAGCAUGGAAAGAUCCAGGGCAUUUUGUACUUGCUUCUUCUCUCUUUGUCUGCACACAUCACAAAACAGCUGGGAAUGGCACCAGGAGGAGAGUUCCGCACAGCUUUCUCGGAGGCACGCAGAUCAGCUCCAGGUUGCCUGAUACAGCUGGGUGAUAGGCCAAUCCAGGUUACAUUGUCCCGUGCCUUAGCGUCACUCUCUCUCUGGCAUAAAGUGAAGCUUACCUGGCAUAUACUUACAUCAAAAGAACCAAUUAGCAAGGAAGAAGUGGAAAAGUGCAAGCAAAGAGAUUUCAUAGAAGAAAUGCUUGCAGAGAUGACAGGGCAAUUUCCUGCAAUUAGUGAAGUGUUUGUUAAGGAAAGAGAUAUUUACCUGUGUCGCUCCCUCCAAGCUGCUGCUCAACCUGUUCCGAACCCCAUGUCACCCUCUGGUAUGUCACCACGCGUUGUUGUCGGAGUGGUGGGUAUUGGCCACGUGCCCGGAAUCGUGGAACACUGGGGCAAGAUUACCGAUGAAGACAUUCCUCCUAUCAUGAGGAUACCACCGCCCAGUUUAUCAAGCCAAAUCCUGAAGGUUACUGCCAAGAUUACAGUGUACGGUCUCAUUGGGUAUGGUGUGUACAAGUGUUUGCCAAGUGCGGCAAAGUCCAUGAUCAACUCUUCUGUCCAAUCAACGGUGUUGACGCUGAAAUCCCUACCUGAACAAUGGACAAAGGCUUUGAUAAACUGCAAUAUGAUCUUACUGAAAUUGAAUGAAGCUCACUGUACAGGAAGAAAAGAAGAAAAUAUUAUGGAAGGAAUGGAGAAAGUUAUAGAUAGCCCUACAUUUGCAGAAACAUCAACACUGCCAUUAAACACUGAUUCCAGAUGUAGAAAACAAUUAGAAUCCAUUAAUGAUCAUUUAACUCUCCAGUCAAUCAGUCAUGUAGGUGAAGGAAAUGGGGAAACAGAAUGCACUUAUGUCGCGAGUGAAAGUUUCAGCUCCUACAAAGAGAAAAGUAAAUGUUUCAGUCUUAGAGCCAACAAGGAAGGAGGGGCUUUAUCUCCUCUGCUCCUGGCUGGAGAAUUGAAAGGAGGUGAAUGUGAAGGUAACAAAGGUGCACAUUCUGAUUUGCCAGCAAGCAAAAAACGAAGGAAGAUAUGUGAAGAACAGGCUUUGUCUUUGAUAGCCCCAGGAACUAGGGAAGUGGAGGGUAUAUCUUGUGUGAAAGGGUUAAAUGACUGCAAUAAGGUUGAUAAACCUUCUGCAUUAAGUGUGUCAGAUUUAGUUUUUGAUAAUGGGAAAAAGGCCUUCAAUCAUGAUGCAGUAGGUAAGGCAGUUGAUAGUUCUCUAAGAAGAGUGAGUGAUGAAUCCGAGCCGAGUACAUCAAGUGUGAGAAAUAUACCAGAAUACAUAGGAUGCCAGCAAGCUGAAGAUGAAUAUGAGCAUGUUGUGUGUGGUCUCAUAUAUUGUGCAUCGUCAUUUCCAGGGUCAAGUAUUGACAUGGUAAAAUUCAAUGCUGAUCAGAUUGAGGGUUGUAAGUGUGUUAAUACUUGCUCUGAGGACUGCACUUGCAUUGUUCAAUUUGGGCAACCAUAUAAAGAUGGAAAACUUGAUGCAGGUUAUGGAAUCAAUCCUAUAUUUGAGUGCAAUGAUGAAUGUGGUUGUGAUGAAUGUUGUCCUAAUCGCUUAGUCCAAAAAGGACCGUUAAAUGGAUUAGAAAUUACUUUAUAUUCAGAGAAGGGUUUCGGUGUUCGAACUACAUAUUUCAUUCCUCAAAAUUCAUUUGUGUGUGAAUAUGCUGGGGAACUCAUCAGCAUCCAAGAAGCAAAAAUUAGAUUUGCAAAACAAAAGGAAAAUGAGUCCAACUACAUUUUAGUUAUGAGAGAACAUUUUGGAGGUAAAAAGACUGGACCACAAAUUACCGUCAUCGAUCCAACAGUUAUCGGAAAUUUGGGGCGAUACAUUAACCAUUCUUGCAGUCCGAAUUUGAUAGUUGUUCCAGUUAGAAUAGACAGUAUGGUUCCAGUGGCAGCAUUAUUUGCCAUUCGAGAUAUACAGCCAGGAGAAGAGCUCUGCUACGACUACGAUUCCAGCAACAUCAUCAGCAGCGGAGCCUCUCAGCUUACUGCGAAUAUGCCAUCAUUACAGAGAGGGAGAAGCAGCUCAUUCAGUGAGCUUUCAUUUGGAGAUGCUCAAAACAACAUUACGUCAACUGCAGUGGCUAUGUCCUCAGGAGAAAAUCAAGAAAAUUAUGCCCAAAGUGGCUACAAGCAACAACAACAGGUUAUGAAGAAGAUAAAUGUUGCUCAUGAAUCAGGAUCCAAACCAGUGAUCUCCAAACCUUGUUUGUGUGGAUCAGAAAAUUGUAAGGUGUUCUUACCUGUAAACAAUAUGUUGUUUUAGGUUAUAAGGGUUGAUGUGUUUUAUGCAUUAUAUAUAUAUAUAUAUAUAU
Messenger RNA from Penaeus indicus, 3549 nucleotides. RefSeq lists its product as uncharacterized. The record is from RefSeq and is a predicted model, not a curated record. The coding region runs from base 48 to 3500 and encodes 1150 amino acids. The transcript is spliced from 14 exons. Gene Ontology annotation, cellular component: nucleus. Gene Ontology annotation, molecular function: protein binding; zinc ion binding; histone methyltransferase activity. NCBI's taxonomy places the organism in Eukaryota, Metazoa, Arthropoda, Malacostraca, Decapoda, Penaeidae.